Ziziphus jujuba (common jujube) is the source of this 3366-nucleotide messenger RNA. Its product is annotated as beta-D-glucosyl crocetin beta-1,6-glucosyltransferase-like. Gene Ontology annotation, molecular function: UDP-glycosyltransferase activity. The transcript has a single exon. The coding region runs from base 1559 to 2935 and encodes 458 amino acids. NCBI's taxonomy places the organism in Eukaryota, Viridiplantae, Streptophyta, Magnoliopsida, Rosales, Rhamnaceae. The record is from RefSeq and is a predicted model, not a curated record.
AGAACCGGGAAGUCCAUGUCGAGAAUUAAAAUAAAGAAAUCAUGCUUUAUGUUAUAAUAUUUAUUUAUUAAACACGUGGUAUUGGUAAAGACGACUAAGAAGCACGUGUAAGGAGCAAAACUCAACGUGUCGCUUAUGAUAAGGACAUUUGGCGGACAUGCAUGUUUGACUUAAAUAAACUGAUCUCUGUAUUCUGAAAUUUGGACUAUGUUUGUUUAUAUAUAUAUAUAUAUAUAUUGAGGAGUGUGCGAUCGAUGUUUAUAUAUGGACUUUUUAUUAAUAUUUAUUUCGUUUUCAGAAGCCUAAGGAGAGAUGGUGGUGAAGUUGAUACGAGGGAAUAAACAAAAACCAAACUCCAAAUAAUGAAUACCACAGCGAUCGAAUAAGACGGCAUUAGAAAAAUCACUUUAAUAACAUGAAAGUUGUAAUUAGGAGGAGACUCCUAGGUCUCUAGAACAAUAUUAUAUAUACAUAUAUAUAUAUAUAUAUAUAUAAAUUUGCUAUAAGUCUAUAUGAUGGGAUUUUAGGUGUUUGAGAUGUUAAAACAAAUAGUUUUUGGUAAUUGAAAGAGGCUGGUACGAAAAGGUGGGAUUCGAUGAUUUUUUGGGUCUGAUGGAGUAUAUAUACAGGAGGUAACAAAUAGGUAAAGUGGCCGACUCUAUUGCUUUGUUUUUCUCUCACAUACAAAAACAUAUGUAUAGCUGGUUAAACUCGAUUUCUCAACAAAAGACUUAAACUACCGACUUUAACAUGUGGCGUACAUUCUUUCUCUAGAAAUGUUUUUUCUUAAUUUUUUAUUCAAGAUAUUUCUAGAUAUAACCUUUUUUUUUAUUAUUUUGAAAUAAUUUCUAGAUAUAUCCUUCUAGUUAAUUGUAGCCUAUAAAAUAUUAGUUUAUAAUCUUCUAGUUAUUUCUAGUUUAGGAAAUAUUAGUUUAUUGUCUUCUAGUUAUUUUUGAAAAAAUGCACAUCACUUUUAUCACUAUGACUAGUAACGGCAUCUAUAUGAUGCUGGAAAUAGUAUCCAAUUGUAUGUAAUUUAAAGGUAAAUUAAACUAUAUAUGACAUUUUAAGUUUACAUACAAUAUUUUAUAAAUUAGUAACUGGAUGCGUUCCUAACAAAAAUAUGAUUGUCGACGGAUUCAAAUAACAAAAAAAAAAAAAAAAAUUAUGAUUGCCGAUGGUCGUUAUAGCGGAGUUAUAUGCAUAAAAGCUCUAGGAACCAUGCAAAAACUACUGGUAGUAAGAUGAUCUUGGAAUUGACAAGCUCUGAAAGUUUCAGAAAAGGGGCAUAAAGCCGGUAUCUGUAUUUUUAAUCAAUUGCAAAAUUCUUGGUCAGAACGUUGUCUCUUUUUAAUAAGUUUGGUAUUUCAUUUUCUCUCUUUUGCUAGAAGAAAAGUUUUUGAGACUCUACAACAUAUCUAUAUGUAUAACGGUGCUUAAAUUUAUUACCUAAACAUCCAUGGUUUUUUUUCAUAUUUCUAGCUAGCUAUACCUUCUAUACAGCUAGCACCUUCUUCGUAGACAGCAAAGAAAGAGAGAGAUCCAUAGAGAGAGAGUCAUGGUUGAUUUGUCCCAUAGGAGUUUGAGUGUUCUGAUGCUUCCAUGGUUAGCUCAUGGUCAUAUAUUACCAUAUCUAGAGCUAGCCAAGAGGCUCACUCGCAGAAACUUCCACAUCUAUUUCUGUUCCACCCCUGUAAAUCUCAACUCCAUUAAACCAAAGCUUUUCUAUGCAAACUCAAGCUACUUCAAUUCUAUACAACUAGUGGAGCUACAUCUUCCUUCAUUUCCUGAGCUUCCUCCUCAUUACCACACAACCAAAGGGCUUCCACAACAUCUCAUGCCCUUACUUGGAAAAGCCUCUAACAUGUCUAAGCCUAAUAUCACAUAUAUCAUUGAAACCCUUAAGCCAGAUAUGGUAAUUUUUGAUUACCAUGUACAUAAUUGGCUGCCAAGAUUAGCUUUUUCUCUUAAUAUUCAUGCCAUUUCCUUUAUAACUAAUGGAGCGGCAAGUAUCACUUUUGUGUAUCAUUAUAUGAAGAACAAAGAUGAAGAAUUCCCAUUUUCUGAACUUUGUACUGAUGAUUUGAAAGAAAAGUUGGCCCAAAUGAGUUUAACAUCUUCAAGUGAUCAUGAUCCGUCUGAACAACACGAAGAAGGUGAAGAAAUUGUCGAACUGAAUAGACAGUCUUUUGGUACGGUAUUGGUAAAGUCUUUUAGGGAGCUUGAGGGGAAAUAUAUGGAUUAUCUCUAUGCUUCUUUUGGCAUAAAGAUUAUCCCAGUUGGUCCUCUGGUUCCAGACCCUAAUGAUGAUGAUGAUGAUGAGGGCAUGAACAUCAUCUACUGGUUGAAUAAGAAAGAGGAGUCGUCAACCGUGUUCGUUUCGUUUGGAAGUGAGUGUUAUUUGUCAAAGGAAGAUAUGGAGGAGAUGGCUCAUGGACUAGAGCUUAGCAAUGUGAAUUUUAUAUGGGUUGUUAGGUUUCCAGAAGGAGAGAAAGUGAAGCUUGAAGACGCUCUUCCAACAGGGUUUUCAGAAAAGGUAAGAGAAAAAGGAAUAGUUGUUGAAAGUUGGGCACCCCAAAUAAAGAUUCUAAGCCAUUCAAGCAUUGGAGGGUUUCUGAGUCAUUGUGGAUGGAGUUCAAUGAUGGAGAGCAUAAAAUUUGGAGUUCCAAUCAUAGCAAUGCCAAUGCAACUUGAUCAACCAUGGAAUGCUAGAGUCGUAGUUUCUUCUGGGGUUGGUUUAGAGGUUAAGAGGAGCAAUAACAAAGGGAUUGAGAGGGAAAAUGUGGCAAAAGUGAUCAGAGAAGUGGUGGUGGAAAAAAAUGGGGAGGAUAUUAGGAGGAAAGCCAAAAAAAUGAGUGACAGAUUGAAAAGAAAAGUUGAGGAAGAGAUAUUGGAUGAGGUGGAAAAAGAAUUAUUACAAAUUUGUGGAAUGUAAUUCAAUGCACCUUCAAGACCAUCCAACACAAAAAAUUGUAAAUAAUCCAACGUUAAGCAAGGUUUACUUUUCCAGAUCACAUGUAUUUAUUUGUGUUGAUUGCUAAAAUUUCUGUAGCACAGAAUUAUAAAUUCAAUGUUUUUGGUUGAGAAAAAGUCACAACUAAUGUAUGCUAACUUUUUUGUUUUUUUUUUUUUUUUUUGUGGGUAAAUAUGUAUGCUAACACUUGAAUGCUCUGGAAUCUAUAUUUGAGGUGCACGAUCCUCCUCAACAAACAAUCCCUAGUCUCAUUUUUGCCUCUGUAUUGUCCAGAACAAAAUAUGGAGAAGCUCAUGGGCUUAGAAGAACUUUGCAACAUGGAUUUUAACACAUAAAUGUAAGAGACAUUGAAGCUACAAGAAGCUUUCUUGGAGGACCCAGCUAGGAAAUUG